AUGGGGGAGAAAGUUUCGGAGGUGCUGGAGCCAGUGCUCCGCGGCUGCAGCGGCCACAGUGCCCGGACUCUCGCCCCUGCGGCGGCUGCCGCGUCCUCGCCGGGAGCUUCCUCUGCCGAGUCCUCAUCGGGCUCAGAAACUCUGUCGGAGGAAGGGGAGCCCAGCUUCUCUCGCGAGCACCCGCCGCCGCCGCCGCCGGGCGGCGCUCGGCCGCCCGCCGCGUGGGCUCCCGCGCGCUUGGUGCCAGAGCGUGGAGUCCCCGCGCCGCCGCCUCAGCCGCCGCUGCCCGGAGGAACCGCGCCCCCCGCGCCCCGGGGCAGCAGCGCGUCCCAGGAAGAGCAGGAUGAGGAGCUUGACCACAUACUAUCCCCUCCGCCCAUGCCAUUUCGGAAAUGCAGCAACCCAGACGUGGCUUCCGGCCCUGGAAAGUCGCUGAAGUUUAAAAGACAGCUGAGUGAGGAUGGAAGACAGCUGCGGCGGGGAAGCCUGGGGGGUGCUCUGACUGGGAGGUACCUCCUUCCAAACCCGGUGGCGGGGCAGGCCUGGGCAACCUCUGCAGAGACGUCCAACCUCGUGCGCAUGCGCAGCCAGGUCCUGGGCCAGUCGGCGCCCUUGCUCACGGCCAGCCUGGUGAGUGUCCUCGGACUCCGUCUGCGGCCAGAAUGUGACAUUGGUGAUGUCGUGUCCCUUCAGGUCAUGCCAUGGGCAGGUGCAUGA
Molecule: messenger RNA, 717 nt
Organism: Lagenorhynchus albirostris (white-beaked dolphin)
Lineage: Eukaryota; Metazoa; Chordata; Mammalia; Artiodactyla; Delphinidae
Product: microtubule-associated serine/threonine-protein kinase 4-like
Exons: 4
Coding region: 1-717 (238 amino acids)
Source: RefSeq, a predicted model, not a curated record